GCAGCGAACGUGUGAUCCAAAAUGGCGCUGAAUCAAGACGUGGACCAGUUGUCCAAGAGUAAUCCCGUCGUCAGGGUCGACCAGAAUUCCGAGUCCGAUCUCCAGGCUCUCUUCGACACCGUCCUGAAGCCCGACAACAAGCGACCGCUGCAGGUGCCGCUGCGCCUGCGCAACCUGCCGGAUUCCUUCUUCAAUCCACCGUCCACCGGUAGCAAGAGCCCCUCGAUCUCGCACUCCCGCGAGAACUCCGCGGAUUCCGCGUUCGGUGCCGCCGUCCCUGCGACACCAAACGGCGGCAGCAGCGUGCCUAACGGUGGCACGAACGGCGGUGGCGGCGGCGGCGGCGGCGGUGGUAACGCCGCAGGUGCCGCAGGUACCGGUGCCGUCGCCGCCGCGGCCGGCCUCACCGUUUCUCAUCCCCGCGCUCACAGCAGCCCGGCCUCCCUCCAGCAGACGUACGCGUCGGCACAGCAAGCGCCGCAACACGCGCCGCAGCCGCACGCGCGUCACCACCAUCAUCAGAAGCAGCGCAGCUACGACGUCAUCAGCACGGUCGACGACCUGGGCCCACUGCCGCACGGAUGGGAGCAAGCGCGCACCCCCGAGGGCCAGAUCUACUUCCUCAAUCACCUGACACGCACCACGACAUGGGAAGAUCCGCGGAAAACGGCCGCAGCCGCAAGCGUGGCCGCAGUAGCCGCGGCAGUCGAGAGCAGCAAAUCCAAUGCGCUCGGUCCAUUGCCCGAUGGAUGGGAACAGGCGCGUACAGCCGAGGGCGAGAUCUAUUUUAUCAAUCACCAGACUCGCACCACUUCCUGGUUCGAUCCGCGAAUCCCAUCGCAUCUCCAAAGAACUCCGGCAUCCGGCGCGAUGCUGCCACAAAAUUGGCAACUUCAACAACCCACCGGCAUCCAAAGCAACCAGAAUCUACAGGCCUGCCAGAAGCAAAAGAUUCGUCUUCAAUCGUUGCAGCUUGAACGUGAACGUUUGAAACAGCGACAACAAGAAAUUAUGCGCCAGGUUGGCAUUCAACAAGAGAUGAUGCUGCGACAGAGCACCACGGACGCCGUCAUGGAUCCGUUUUUGUCAGGUAUUAACGAGCAGCAUGCACGCCAGGAGAGCGCCGAUAGCGGCUUGGGACUCGGUUCUGCAUAUUCACUGCCUCAGGCUUCCGACGACUUCCUCAACAUAGACGAAAAUAUGGAUAGCACGAGCGACGGGGGUGCGCCGAUGGACACGCCGGAUCUCUCAACCUUGAGUGACAACAUCGAUUCGACAGAUGAUCUCCUGCCGUCACUUCAGCUGAACGAGGAGUUCAGCACCGAUAUUUUGGACGACGUGCAGUCACUCAUAAAUCCUAACACGACCAAGCCGGAGAACGUGCUGACUUGGCUAUAGGAUUAGAAGUGAUACUGCGGCGGAUGUCGGCCUAUUUAAAAGGAUAGGUAUUCAGGUUCUCGAAGUGGAAACUUUAUUCAGAUCUAGAUAUUAACCUGCGGUCAAUUAAUUGCAUCAUUGACCAACGUUGUUUUCAAUACUUUCAAUCAAUGAUGCAAUUUUUAUUUCUUUAUAAUUUUGUAGGUUAGAUUAUAUUAUAUUAGGAUAGGAUUAAGUGUCUACUUCGAACCUAAACACCUAUUUUUUUUUAUUUAUUUCUUUCUAUUUGGAUUUUUGCGGGAAUAUAUUACCACGCUAAAACAAUCAGGAUAUCGUUGGAACAUACUUUUUCAUUUCAAGUUUCUCAUAAUGGAAUGAUAGAAUCGAGAAUUGAACUUUUGCUUAAUACGUAAUGAUUUUAUCAUUAAGCUAUCUCAGACACUCUAAAACAUCA
Mycetomoellerius zeteki is the source of this 1831-nucleotide messenger RNA. It is a transcript of the gene yki, whose product is annotated as Transcriptional coactivator yki. Lineage: Eukaryota; Metazoa; Arthropoda; Insecta; Hymenoptera; Formicidae. The record is from RefSeq and is a predicted model, not a curated record. Gene Ontology annotation, cellular component: cytoplasm; nucleus. Gene Ontology annotation, molecular function: protein binding; transcription coactivator activity. Gene Ontology annotation, biological process: hippo signaling; positive regulation of transcription by RNA polymerase II.